Rhizophagus irregularis DAOM 181602=DAOM 197198 is the source of this 357-nucleotide messenger RNA. Lineage: Eukaryota; Fungi; Glomeromycota; Glomeromycetes; Glomerales; Glomeraceae. The record is from RefSeq and is a predicted model, not a curated record.
AUGAACGAACUAUGGAAACCUGGACGUGAGAUAAAGGAACGGCCAGGAUUUAAAAGAAUGAACUAUGCUGAAACUCCUUUUCCAAGAAAAAAAACUAGUAAUAAUAAAGGAGGUCCCAAAUUUGAUGAAGUUUGGGAUUAUUUUAUUAAAGGAAAAGAAGUAAAUGUAGAACAUUAUAAAGCUACAUGCCACUAUUGUAAAAAGAAAUGGACAAGAAGAAAGCCAGCAAUUUUAAAAGCGCACUUAGCAAAUGAGUGUUUACCAUCUAUACAAACUCCACUAAUGCAAACUAAAAUUACACAACAUUUCAAUUCAAAUGCUCCACUUUCUUCUAAAGUAAAUGAUCGUAUUGAUUGA